AUGGCGCUAGCGGAGGACACGGCCCUUGAUAGGAAGGUGUGGAAGUUGAGCAUAAGGGUGGAAGUAUAUUGCCAUUGUUACGGGCUAUUGCUAUUGCUUUUUCCAUCUAUUUCCUGGUUCUUAAGUUGCUGGUUACGUCUGCCUUUUAGUAGCAUUUCAAUUGGAUGUGUGAAGGGUUUGGGUGGGGGAGGGGGUGUUUGUUUUCUUCCGUUUCUGUUUUUCUUGUUUGGACAAUAUUUGGUUGAACUUGAGAAAUGUGUAUUUGAAGUUGAAGUUAAAAAAAAGAGUAUUUGGAAGCUUAUUCUGUUUUUUGCAGGUCCUUAUCAUGGUGGAGUUUGGAAAAUGAAAGUUGAACUUCCCGAUGCCUACCCUUAUAAAUCUCCAUCAAUUGGCUUUGUCAAUAAAAUCUACCAUCCAAAUGUUGAUGAGAUGUCAGGCUCAGUUUGUUUAGAUGUUAUCAAUCAGACUUGGAGUCCCAUGUUUGAUUUGACAAACGUGUUUGAAGUGUUUCUUCCACAACUUCUCUUGUAUCCUAACCCUUCGGACCCAUUGAAUGGAGAAGCAGCUGCCUUGAUGAUGCGAGACCGAACUGCAUAUGAACAAAGAGUUAAAGAAUAUUGUCAGAAAUAUGCAAAGCCGGAAGAUGUUGGAGCGGCCCCAGAGGAGAAGUCAAGUGAUGAGGAGUUAAGUGAAGCUGAAUAUGACUCGGAUGAUGAGGAAAUGGCAGGCCCGGUGGAUCCAUGAUAAUUCCUUCAUUUCCAUUACUAUCUGUAUCUGUAAAUGAUGUUAUUUAUCCUGUUUAAAAUCAAGUUAAACUUCAUAGUUAAAGACUAUUCGUUUUGAGGGGGAAUCCCAUAAGAAGUUCCCCUCUUCUGUAAGUUUAACAUCAAUGUAAAUAGAUUUUAUGUUUAAUUUCCUUAAUGUUCUUUUC
This is a messenger RNA of Nicotiana tabacum (common tobacco), 931 nucleotides long. Lineage: Eukaryota; Viridiplantae; Streptophyta; Magnoliopsida; Solanales; Solanaceae. The record is from RefSeq and is a predicted model, not a curated record.